AUGGUGGGACCAAGUUACCGACAGGAGAACGGGUUUGGAUGGGAAACUUUCAAGGAUAGAGUACGUUGUCGUUUCUAUCCGGAGCACGUGAGAGCCGCCAAGUAUGAAGAAUUUCUACAUCUGCGACAAGGGAAUUCUACUGUGCAGGAAUAUUACGCCCGAUUCCUUGAACUUGCCCGGUUUGCCCCUGCCUUGAAAGCUGUUUGCGUUUUCGAAUGUCAAACUCUUGGCGAAGCGUACAGUCGAGCAGCGAAUAAUUUUCGGGUAAAUCAGCUGCAGAAGAACGUCCUCGAGAGGAAUAAGAGGAAGGCUGCAGAAAGCGAUAGAUUUGUUAAUAAGAAACCUAGGAUAGAAAGCGUCGAGCGAGAUAGGGAUUACCCUAGAAGUUAUAGUAGUGACCUUAGGAGGAACUAUCAUCCGCAGAAUCAAAUGACCACUGGAGGAAGCUGGACCAGAGAAAGACACUACUAUUGUCAAAAGUGUGGGAAGAAUCACCCUGGCGUAGAUUGUCAGGGGAACAUUGUGGCGUGUCUCAACUGUGGGAAAAGAGGUCAUCGAGCAUUCGAAUGCCGUGCUGGCAAGAAUGUGACUUCAUCCAGCUUACAUCAGCAUGGAAGCAUGGGCCAACCGUCUGUCAAUCAAUCAAAACUCAGAGUAAAUGGCGUAAGAGAUAGUAACAACAGUGGCGGCAACAUCGUGCGCCUAAACAACCAGGAUGAAACCCAGCAAAGUAAAAUCUACGUGAUGAGCAGGACCCAGGCAGGAACCAGCAACGUGAUUAUAGGUACUAGUAACCGUUAUUAA
Messenger RNA from Ipomoea triloba (trilobed morning glory), 804 nucleotides. RefSeq lists its product as uncharacterized. Lineage: Eukaryota; Viridiplantae; Streptophyta; Magnoliopsida; Solanales; Convolvulaceae. The transcript is spliced from 2 exons. Gene Ontology annotation, molecular function: nucleic acid binding; zinc ion binding. Bases 1 to 804 code for a protein of 267 amino acids. The record is from RefSeq and is a predicted model, not a curated record.